This is a messenger RNA of Austrofundulus limnaeus, 3896 nucleotides long. RefSeq names its product transmembrane 9 superfamily protein member 4 (gene tm9sf4). Gene Ontology annotation, biological process: protein localization to membrane. The coding region runs from base 16 to 1944 and encodes 642 amino acids. Lineage: Eukaryota; Metazoa; Chordata; Actinopteri; Cyprinodontiformes; Rivulidae. Gene Ontology annotation, cellular component: membrane. The record is from RefSeq and is a predicted model, not a curated record. The transcript has 18 exons.
UGACACGUAUUCAAAAUGGCGGCCGCGGGGAUGGAGACGUGGUGGGCCUUACUGCUGCUGUUCUCACUGCCUGGAGUCCGAACCUUCUACGUCCCCGGAGUCGCUCCUCAGGACUUCCAUGAAGGAGAUAAAGUAGAAAUUAAGGCGGUGAAGCUGACCAGCUCUCGUACGCAGCUCCCAUAUGAAUACUACUCGCUGCCUUUCUGUAAGCCAGAUUCUGUUCUGUACAAGGCAGAGAACUUGGGUGAGGUCUUACGAGGCGACCGUAUCGUGAACACUCUUUACGGCGUGCAGAUGAGCAAAGACAAGAAGUGUGAGAUGAUGUGCAACAAGAAGAAGCUGAGCGUGGAGGAGAGCAAACUGGUGGCCGAGAGGAUCCAGGAGGAGUAUUACGUUCACCUCAUCGCAGACAACCUUCCAGUCGCCACCAGGUUGGAGUUUUACACAAACAAAGAAGCAGGAGGAGAAGAUGAGCUGAAGGAGAAGCCAGAUGUUCAGUUUGAACACGGCUACAGACUCGGCUUCGUUGAAAGCAACAAGUUUUACCUGCACAACCACCUGUCCUUCAUCCUGUACUUCCACAGAGAGAAGGUGGAGGAGGAGGAGGUUCACAACUACAGAGUCGUGCGUUUCGAGGUCAUUCCUCAAAGCGUCAAAGUGGAAGACCUUAAGGCAUCAGAAACCGACAAAACGUGCACCUUGCCCGAUGUCAGCGGCUCUGCGCCUCUGGAAAUCGACCCGAAGAGAGAGAACGAGGUUCUGUUCACCUACUCCGUCCACUGGGUGGAGAGCGAGGUGAAGUGGGCGUCUCGAUGGGACACCUACCUGACGAUGAGCGACGUCCAGAUUCACUGGUUCUCCAUCGUCAACUCGGUGGUGGUCGUCUUCUUCCUGUCUGGUAUUCUUAGUAUGAUCAUCAUCAGAACUUUGCGGAAGGACAUUGCAAACUACAACAGAGAGGACGACAUUGAGGACACCAUGGAGGAGUCUGGUUGGAAGAACGUCCAUGGAGACGUCUUCAGACCGCCUCAGUAUCCCAUGAUCCUCAGCUCCCUGCUGGGCUCCGGGAUCCAGCUCUUCUGCAUGGUUUUAAUCGUCAUCUUCGUCGCCAUGUUGGGGAUGUUGUCUCCGUCCAGCAGAGGAGCCCUGAUGACCACUUCCUGUUUCCUCUUCAUGUUCAUGGGAGUGUUUGGGGGUUACUUUGCUGGCAGACUGUACCGCACACUGAAGGGCCACCGGUGGAGGAAAGGAGCCUUUUGUACGGCGACUUUAUAUCCAGGAGUCGUUUUCGCGAUCUGCUUCGUCUUGAACUGUUUCAUCUGGGGCGAACACUCCUCCGGAGCGGUUCCCUUCACCACCAUGCUGGCUCUCCUCUGCAUGUGGUUCGGGAUCUCCAUGCCGCUCGUCUACCUGGGUUAUUACUUCGGCUUCCGUAAGCAGCCCUACGACAACCCGGUGCGCACCAACCAGAUCCCCCGGCAGGUCCCGGAGCAGCGCUGGUACAUGAACAAGUUCGUGGGAAUCCUCAUGGCCGGGAUCUUACCGUUCGGCGCCAUGUUCAUCGAGCUCUUCUUCAUCUUCAGCGCCAUCUGGGAGAACCAGUUCUACUACCUGUUCGGCUUCCUGUUCCUGGUCUUCAUCAUCCUGGUGGUGUCCUGCUCUCAGAUCAGCAUUGUCAUGGUUUAUUUCCAGCUCUGCGCCGAGGAUUACCGGUGGUGGUGGAGAACGUUCCUGGUGUCAGGAGGUUCUGCGUUCUACGUUCUCAUCUACGCCGUCUUCUACUUCAUCAACAAGCUGGACAUCGUGGAGUUCAUCCCGUCUCUCCUGUACUUCGGUUACACCACCCUGAUGGUUCUGACCUUCUGGCUGCUCACAGGAACCAUCGGCUUCUACGCCGCCUACAUGUUCAUCAGGAAGAUCUACGCCGCCGUGAAGAUCGACUGAUCCUCAGAUCCUCUGCAGUUUGUUUUUUCACCCUUUAUUUUUUAAUUUUUUUCUUUCUGUCGAGCACUGACUUUGUGCAGAAGGAGCRGGAGUGGGUCAGUUGGUAUUUGUGGUGCGACAGCGCCACCUGCUGGCCACACGGUGGAACAGCCGUCUCUUUCCUCCGGUCGGACAAAGACUCGUGGGACAGUUUGUCUUCUGCCGUCUCACCUUCAAACAGUCAGCGGGCCAAAGCUUGUCAGACACUUUCUGCACCUUUUUUUUCAUUCGUGUUUAAAUCUGAGCUUGGUUUUCAGUUUUGUUACGACAGGAUUUAUUUCUUCUGGUUUCCUCUUUUUUUAUUUUAUUUUGUUCUCUUUUGACGGAUCAGGGUGGAAUUUAAGGUCCGAGUGACAGAAAUUAUGAGUCUGACUGUAACACAAAACCAUUAAAUGUUUUUUUUUUAAGUCCUGGUGUGGCUGUCUUACCCACAACAAGCAAAAGGUUGUCUUUGUGACGGGACUGAAGUUCAACUCCUCCCUCAGCUGCUGCAGGACUAAAGACUUGGAGGACCAACAGGUCUAAGGCCCGUUAGCGGCGGCGGUUUAGCCUGCAGAACUAUGCAGUGAUGGAAAAWUUUUUUUUAACAUCAAUCAGCUGUUUGUUUUUCUGGAUCUCGUAAAAGAAAAGUAUAAAAUGUUUCUGUGUUUUUUCUUUUUAAAGUCAUCUAACAUCACUUCUGUUUCUGUUUGAUUUAAAACCCGAACGACUCGACUUGUUUUGUACCAAACGUUCAGUCGUUUUUACGUUUUCACCCCUCUGCAGUCGAUGGGUUUUAUUUCUAUAAAACGGUCCCAACAGAACAAAUUUAGAUCCCAAUAAAAAGAAACUGAAGGGCUUUCCAAGAGCGAGUAAAGUAUUUUACUCAACUUUACKUAGAUGUACACUAAUCCUGUUAGUAAAACUUACUGUGGGUUAAAUAAUGCAGUAUAAAAUAUAAAAAAGGUCAAACACAAAAGUCUCAACUGUAACACUGACCAUGAUUAAAGGGACYGUUCUGAUCUUUUUCUGUAAAACAUACGCAGCAAGUAUCCUACCUGCUGCAGAUGGCUCUUUGAUCGGUCUCACUUUGAGGAGCRAACGGCUAGUCCGAGUCCAGGCCCAAACCAAAGUGGACCGGUGUCGUUCAGAAACAACUAAACUGCACUACGGUUCAACUGAACCAUUAUUUUUUUAAAGAACGUGUCGCCUGCUUCCCAUAACUAAUCCAACUGGAAGUGUUACAGCUAGCUGCUGCUGCAGUUAACCACUGAAUGCUAUGUAAAUAUUCAUGUAAAGUUCUAAAAAAAAAUUACAUUUCUGUUUUGAAUGGCAUCGACGUGAAUUUGUUCAGAUUAGCUGUUAGCUUGUCGACCUGUCGGCCAUCUUUAACAGGUAUAUGUAUAAUCUUUCUACUUUAAAAUAGCCGAACUGUUCCUUUAAACAGGUUUUAUUGCUGUUUCAUGAUAUCUGAACUGAGCCGGAUGAGUUUUAUAUUUGUGCUAAGCUAACGGCUAACUGUAGCUUUUCUAACAUUUUCAUGUUAAAAUCCCAAAAUACUGAUCUGUUGUUGCUGGUUUCUGUUGGUUGAAAGAAAAACGAUCAAAGAAUCUGAGAUUUGUUUUAUUAAAAUAUAGAAAUAAUUUGCAUUUCCUUUUAAGGUUUUUUUUUAGCCACAAAUCUGUAAAAUUAGCCGCUGUAGCAAAACAUCACUUCUCAGACGUUGAUCCACAUUUUCAACCUUAUAAAUCCGUCGCGUUGAUUUAUUUUUGUGAUUAAAUUAUUUUAUUUUUUCACUGACUGCACAGAGAAGAGACCGACCCCCAUCGGGUUCAGAGACGUCAGAAUAAUCCGAGGAGAAAUUUUUACCUUUUUUGUUUUUAGAUUCUGGGGUUUUAUGUACAGUGGAGGGGGGGUUCCUUGUAAAUAAAUAA